GCAGAAUAUGGUCUAUAGCCAAAUCUCAAUUGGAUGUUGGUCAACCCGUUUAUGUUCAUUGUCAGUGGAAAGGAAAGUGUGGGAGAAAAAGAACACCUAUUGACACAGAAAAGAUGGCAGGUGUGCCAUUUAAUAGGCGAAAGAACAUGCGUGCACUUGGAUAUGCCAUGGAGGUGUCAAAGUCAACUGUGCACAGAUGGCUUCAGUUGAAAGAGAUCAGAAGGCAUUCCAAUGCUAUUAAGCCACUUCUAAGUGAAGAAGGCCAAGCAGCUCAAAGGGCCAGUAAGAAUAGACCUGCAGGGACUAUGAAAGUGAAACCAAUCCCUAACAUCACUAGAGAGGUCAUGCUGAGCAUGUUACUCACUAAGGUACUGCCUGCAAUAAAGGAAAAAUGGCCAGGUUCAUCCAGGAAUGUUAUUAUCCAACAGGAUAAUGCCAAACCACACGUGGAUGGAAGUGACCUUCAAUUUCUGCAAGCAGCUACAGAAGGAGAAUGGAACAUUAAACUUAAAUUCCAACCCCUCAACAGCCCAGAUCUUAAUGUACUGGAUCUUGGGUUCUUUAGGGCCAUUGAUUCAUUGCAGGACCAGUCAGGUCCCAGGUCAUUGGAUGACUUGAUUAGUGCUGUAACAACAGCAUUUGAAGAACUAUCACAUGAAAAGCUGAAUAAUGUGUUCUUAACCUUACAAGGGGUCAUGAGUCAGGUUUUAGCCACCAAUGGAGGGAAUCAGUUCAAAAUCCCUCACAUUGGGAAAACCAAACUGGCCAGACAAGGUACACUGCCUCAGAACUUAGGGGUCAGUAUUGAAGUCUUUCAGAAGGCACACACAUUGGUGCCUUCUGAAAACACAAAUGCUAAACAUGUGGGAGAGAGGAACAAAAAUCCAAAGAUAGAUCCAGAGAGGAAGAGCUUGGCGACAGGGAAGAGCUUGGCAAAGAAGUGAGUUGGGUGGGAAUCAAGUGGCGUGGAUUGAUUAAAGUGGGUUGGGUGGGAAUCAAUUAGGGCAAAGGGU
Cuscuta campestris is the source of this 1013-nucleotide messenger RNA. Lineage: Eukaryota; Viridiplantae; Streptophyta; Magnoliopsida; Solanales; Convolvulaceae. The record is from the annotation of a GenBank genome assembly.